AUGAGCUACCGUAAUCGGAUUGAUGGCGCACAUUUGAUUAAACCGGCGACUUUUUCAUACUUUGACCGCUCUUCUCAACAAGAAAAGAUGCUGCGAACUCAGCAACGUGGCGCCGCCGUUGUUGCGCAUUUCGACCCAGCGGCCGAUGAGAAGAUCGAUAUUGAGACUGUUGCUUACCCGAUACAAGAUAUUGAUGUGAAAGUGGAGAAUGAUGAGCAUCACUCUUCACAAAACCUCAAGCGUCCCACCCCAUCCAGAACCCCGCAUCUCUCCGGGAAAUUCCAGAAGAUCAACAUUGUCGAUCAGAAAGUGGAAAAAGAAACGAAGAGUGAGACCGAGGUUAAGCGGACACCCGGUCGUCCCUCUAAUGGACCCGAACUUCCCGAAGAGGUGGCGCUUCUAUUGAAUUUCUCGACACAAGGGAAAAUUCAACGAAACACUCCAAAGUCGCCGUCAACGUCGAAUGCUACAAAUGAACAGUUAUCUCGAAGUCCACAAAGUUUGCCGACGAUUCCCGCGCAGGGUCCCCUCAUCGCUCCCGUGCAGAAAAUCCUUCGCCGUGUCCCGCCCAUUCAACCCGAUCAAGUGAAACUCUCCAAAAAUCAAACACAUCCCAAAAUGGAUCCAAACUUUCAUCUACAAGAGAUUGAGGUAAUCGAGACUUACAUGGAUGAGACAGAGGUGCCUGUGGGUGACGAAGUCGUUGUAUUCGCUGACGACUUGGGUGGGCACGAUUACACAUUCGCUCACGCGGCACCAUUCAAUGUGCGAACGAUUCGACAAAGAGCAUCACUGACAUCACCGAUUAAUGCACUUCAUGUUGAAAGGGAAAAGAAAUUUGGGAGAAAGACGAAGAUUUUGGGGAAUGGAGAUGAAAAACCUAAGCCGAAACGAGGACGGCCACCACGAUACGCACUGCCGCCUGAUACGCCGUUGGAGGAUGAGAGCAAAGUUCGUGAAAAAGAAACCCAACGCCGAGCUCGUGUCGCCAAGAAAAACCGUCUAUUGAACCAACGAGAAGUGGUCGACAAAGUGUAUGGAAAAGUGACGAUGCUGCUAACGGAUCAACGAUUUGAUUGGGAGACACGACAACGAUUGGAAGGCAUCAAGAAUGGAUUGUAUCACAUUUUGGCUGAAAGGGACAAGAAGAGUCACCAUGAAAUCGCCGCUCACAUGUACAAGGAUUAUUUGAGAAGUGAAGCCGGUGUGAUCCGUCGUCCCGGACCUCUCCCCAAGCACAUGUUACCCGAAUUGGCGAACGUGACUGAUCCAAAGGAGCGACAAAGGUUGAGGAAUUGUGCCGCACAAAGGAGAUACCGAGAAGCGACAAAUGCCCAAGAAAUGAUGUACAAUGAAGUCGUUCACAACAAUGUGCCGUCAUUGUUGAAUCUGAAGUACCAACUACCUGAAGAACUUGCCGCAGGAAUCGAUGAGAUCGUCAACGAUCUCUGCUCAGCAACAAAGAAGAAAGAGCUGGACUCGUUGAAGCAAAAUCUCCCAGUUCGUGAGCAGCAUCUCAUCGAUGUCGGCACAAAUAGUGAU
Messenger RNA from Mesorhabditis belari, 1542 nucleotides. Lineage: Eukaryota; Metazoa; Nematoda; Chromadorea; Rhabditida; Rhabditidae. The record is from the annotation of a GenBank genome assembly.